CCCACUGGGCACGGUUUCAUUUCAUCUCUCUUUUUCACUUUUUCUUCUCGUUUUUUACAUUAUUGCCCUCCGUCUUACACCGACCCACUUCACCACCAGAGCCGUUGAAACAAACAACACAACGAAAUUGCUAGAGAGAGAAGGAGAUACUCAAUCGUUCCUCCAUAGCUCCUUCCGAUCCGUGCUUCCGAGUCAACUCGCUCGACUCACUCUAUCUUUCUCUCUCUCUCUCUCUCUUCCAUGGCUCCAGCUGCGUCUGAGAGAAUGGAGCUCGCCAAGCUCUGCGGCUCCCGCGACUGGUCCAAGGCCAUCCGAGUCCUCGACUCGUUGCUCUCCCAGUCUUGCGCCAUCCAAGACCUCUGCAACCGAGCAUUUUGCUAUAGCCAAUUGGAGCUUCACAAGCAUGUGAUUAAGGAUUGCGACAGGGCGCUUCAGCUUGACCCUACGCUCCUCCAGGCUUACGUUCUUAAAGGCCGUGCAUUUUCUGCUUUGGGGAGGCAAGACGAUGCACUUUUGGUUUGGGAGCAAGGGUAUGAGCAUGCUGUGCGUCAUUCUGCUGAUCUAAAGCAAUUGUUAGAACUGGAAGAGCUUUUGAAAGUUGCCAAAGAGGGGAAAAGUACAGGACGUGAAAACCAUGAUAUAGAGUCAAAAUCAUCUACGCUUGUAUCUGAAUCAGGACCAGUUACCAAUGAGAAUUCAAGUGAAACUCAUGAGACUACUAAAAAUUUGAAUGAUCAGUCUAAAUUAGGUGGCGAGUCCAGAGAUUCCUCUGAGGUCAAUGGUAAAUCUCUGGAUACUGUUGCCUCUAAUGGAAUAAGUAAUAAAGAUACAGGAAAGGAACAAUUUGGUAGGCAUGUGAAUGGGAAUCACGAUGUUCAUGAUAAAUUAAGUUAUGAGUCUGAAUCAUGUGAUGACUCAAGCGAUGGAUGUGGGAAAUUGUCAGUAAUUUGCAGCAACGGAAUUGAUUUAACUCAAAACCAAUUAAAAGCUAAAUUAGACGUACCGCGCAAGGAAGUAAGCGAUGAAUCGAACAAAAACAAAAAAUUCUGUGUUACCAGAAUUUCAAAGACCAAGUCAAUAAGUGUGGACUUUCGUCUAUCUAGGGGUAUAGCAGAGGUUAAUGAAGGGAAAUAUGCUCACGCUAUAUCUAUAUUUGACCAGCUACUGAAAGAGGAUCCUAAUUAUCCUGAGGCACUAAUAGGGAGAGGGACAGCAUAUGCAUUCCAACGAGAACUUGAAGCUGCAAUAGCUGAUUUUACAAAGGCCAUACAAUCAAAUCCGUCAGCAUGCGAGGCAUGGAAACGGAGAGGGCAGGCCCGUGCUGCCUUAGGGGAAUUCGUUGAGGCCAUUGAAGAUUUGUCGAAGGCAUUAGAGUUUGAACCAAACUCGGCAGAUAUUCUGCAUGAAAGGGGAAUUGUCAAUUUCAAGUUCAAGGAUUUCUACGCUGCUGUAGAAGACCUGUCUGCGUGUGUGAAGCUUGAUAAGGAUAACACAUCCGCUUACACGUAUUUGGGAUUGGCCUUAUCUUCAAUUGGUGAAUAUAAAAAGGCCGAGGAGGCACAUUUGAAAUCAAUUCAAUUGGAUCGAAAUUUCCUCGAGGCAUGGGGUCAUCUAACUCAGUUUUAUCAAGAUAUGGCAAACUCAACCAAGGCUCUGGAAUGUCUUCAUCAAGUUUUACAAAUUGACACAAGGUUUUCCAAGGCAUAUCACUUGCGUGGUUUAUUGCUGCAUGGAAUGGGAGAGCACAGGAAGGCAAUUAAGGAUUUGUCAACUGAGUUGAGCAUUGACAGUGCAAAUAUUGAGUGUUUAUAUUUGCGAGCUUCCUGCUACCAUGCUGUUGGAGAGUAUAAGGAGGCGGUCAAGGAUUAUGACGCUGCACUUGAUUUAGAACUAGACUCCAUGGAUAAGUUUGUCCUGCAAUGCCUGGCCUUCUAUCAGAAAGAGAUUGCUUUGUACACAGCAUCCAAGAUUAACAACGAAUUUCAUGAGUUCAAUAUUGAUGGAGAUAUUGAUCCCCUUUUUAAGGAGUACUGGUGCAAAAGGUUACACCCCAAAAAUGUAUGUGAAAAAGUUUACAGGCAGCCUCCACUACGUGAAUCUUUGAAGAAGGGGAAGCUUAGAAAGCAAGAUCGUGCUGUUACUAAGCACAAGACAACUCUUCUCCAGGCUGCGGAUUCAAUUGGGAAGAAAAUCCAAUAUGAUUGCCCUGGCUUCUUACCAAACAGGCGACAGCAUCGUAUGGCGGGGUUUGCGGCUAUUGAAAUUGCCCAGAAGAUUUCAAAAGCUUGGCGCAAAUAUUUAAAUAGAAGCACAUCAAAGCGUGGUAAGAAAGCACGGAGAAGGGAAAGAAUCAAUAUGCCCUGCCAGAAUAGAGGCGGUGCUGGCUGCAGUACAAGUGGUUAUUCAGAGCCGACUUCAUACAACACGCUGGAAGACAAAUCAUCUAGCAAUUUCAUGCUUUCAUGGCAAGACGUUUACUCACUGGCUGUCAAAUGGAGGCAAAUUUCUGAACCUUGCGAUCCCAUUGUGUGGAUUAACCAGUUGAGUGAAGAGUUCAAUGCUGGAUUUGGAUCUCAUACACCAAUGGUUCUUGGGCAAGCAAAGGUAGUCCGCUAUUUCCCAAAUUUUGAAAGGACGUUAGAGGUCGCAAAGGGAGUUAUGAAAGAUAAACGUUAUGUCUAUAACAAGACAGAUGGUGUCAUUGAUCUUUCUGGAGACGGGAAGUUGCAAGACAUUAUGCAAGCAAAAUCCUGCUCAGAUUUGUACAGAGUUGUUGGUGAGGACUUUUGGUUGGCUACGUGGUGUAACAGUACUGCCUUUGAGGGGAAGCGGCUUGAAGGCACAAGGAUUACACUUGUCAAAAUGGGAGAGAGAGGAUUUGACUUUGCAAUCAGAACACCGUGUACGCCGUCAAGAUGGGAUCAAUUUGAUGCAGAAAUGACAAUGGCAUGGGAGGCUAUAUGUAAUGCUUAUUGCAAUGAGAACUUUGGAUCUACUGAUUUCGAUGUGCUUGAAAAUGUCAGAGGUGCAAUUUUAAGGAUGACAUAUUACUGGUACAAUUUCAUGCCACUCUCAAGAGGCUCUGCUGUUGUUGGCUUUGUCGUUAUGCUCGGAUUGCUUCUUGCCGCUAAUAUGAGGUUCACAGGAAACAUCCCAAAAGCGUUACAGGUGGAUUGGGAAGCUAUUCUAAACUUCGACCCAAACUCUUUUAUAGAUUCUAUAAAAAGUUGGCUGUAUCCGUGCCUUGAAGUAACUACAUCUUGGAAAGAAUAUCCAGACGUGGCAUCAACAUUUUCAACGACAGGAUCAGUUGUUGCUGCUCUGAGCUCCUACAGUGAUUGAGUCUCUUUUAUUGUUAAGAGCUGCCAUCUGCGCAAUGAUGGUAUUUUUUCGCUCAACAGGGUCGUCUGCUAAUCUUGGACUGGAGGGAAAGUCGGUUAAAAUGUAUGCAAACAUCCUUUAUAAAAUUUUAGUUUUUACAAAAUUUGUUGUACAGUAUGUUAGGACAAUAAAACUACAAAUUUAAUUUUGCCUACAAGUUCUAACUGUCCAAAACGUGUCGUAGACUAGUAGAUUUGCUUCGUGUGUGGUACUAGCAGUUCAUAAGGGAUAUUGUCUCUUUUCAGCCAUAGACGGGU
Molecule: messenger RNA, 3638 nt
Organism: Morus notabilis
Lineage: Eukaryota; Viridiplantae; Streptophyta; Magnoliopsida; Rosales; Moraceae
Product: suppressor of RPS4-RLD 1
Exons: 24
Coding region: 241-3342 (1033 amino acids)
Biological process (GO): negative regulation of DNA-templated transcription
Molecular function (GO): protein binding
Source: RefSeq, a predicted model, not a curated record